This is a messenger RNA of Lachancea sp. 'fantastica', 1152 nucleotides long. The record is from the annotation of a GenBank genome assembly. Lineage: Eukaryota; Fungi; Ascomycota; Saccharomycetes; Saccharomycetales; Saccharomycetaceae.
AUGAGCCCCACCUUGUUCAUUGAGAAUGGUCCAACCGUAAAAAGCUCCAAUCUGCUUCAGGCUUACAAGGUUCAUGGUCAGCCCCACUAUGUGUUUGACGAAAUAUUCGCCCCGGAUUGUUCGACCCCGCUCUCGUCCGCAGAUGUACUGGAAGAUUUCGGACGGACCAGGCGUGAUGGGGGGAAAGCAAACGAUAAUUCAUCUCCUGUAGGAGGCGGAAGUCUGGGAGAUUUCGAGAUUACCGCGCUUGCCGGUGCCAUGGCGGGAUUUCUUGCGGGCGUUAUCGUCUGUCCUCUCGACGUCGCCAAGACGAGAUUGCAAGCGCAAGGGUUACGUCCGGCGUCCAUCAAUUACUACAACGGUAUUGUUGGGACUUUGAGUACAAUUGUACGGGACGAAGGAGUGCGAGGUUUAUACAAAGGUCUAGUGCCAAUAGUCAUGGGCUAUUUUCCCACAUGGAUGAUAUACUUCACGGUUUACGAGAAAAGCAAGAAACGCUAUCCACAAUUAUUUCCGUCUUCUGAUUUUCUUUCGCAUUCAUUGUCGGCUUUGACGGCCGGCUCUAUAUCCACUAUUUUGACAAACCCCGUGUGGGUGGUCAAGACCAGACUCAUGCUGCAGACGCAUGUAGACAAGCAUUCCACGCAUUACAAAGGCACGUUCGAUGCCUUCUACAAGAUAUACACUACAGAAGGUUUCAAGACUUUUUACGCAGGGCUACUACCAUCGCUAUUUGGGUUGUUGCACGUAGCCAUUCAUUUCCCCAUAUAUGAGAAGCUCAAAGUAUGGCUCCGCUGUUCACCGUCCUUCGUUGAUUCCGAUGACCACAAAUUAGAUUUAUUCCGUCUGAUAACCGCAUCUAGCAUAUCCAAGAUGGUCGCUAGCACACUCACGUACCCGCAUGAAAUUCUUCGCACGCGGAUGCAGCUAAAAGCGCCCCCGAUAGACAAGAAGAACACUCCGCAAAUCGCCACACAUCAUGCCCUCAUUCGGCUUGUUCAUCGCACUUAUACAAAAGAGGGAUUGAGAGGCUUCUACUCAGGUUUUACUACAAAUCUCGUCAGAACUGUACCUGCCUCGGCGAUUACUUUGGUAUCUUUUGAGUAUUUUAGAAGAUAUUUGACCUCGAUCAACGACAGUUUCGCACUAUAA